CCGGCGGGCCCCGCCGCCCGCCCGCCCAUGCCGCGGAAAGCGCUGCGCUGUGUCCUGCAGCUGGAGCUGCGCUCGAUAACUUGUCCUGGAGUGCUGCUGAAAGACAAAGAGGAACUUUAUCUCAGCGUCUUUGUACUUGGGCAGUGUAAAAAAACUCAGUGUGUCCCUGCGGUGUUUCCACUCUUCUUUCAAGAAAAACUAGUAUUUGAAAAGGAAUUUGCUAAUAUAGUUGAUCCUGGAGACCUUGUGAAAUUACUGGAAUUUGACACAGCAGUACUUGAACUAAUACAGCUCGUUCCUCCAGUAGGAAGAAUUCUAGCUACGUAUGAAGAAAAUACAAGAGAUUUCCUGUUCCCUGACCCUAAGCUUACCCGUGGGCACCGUGGUUUAGAGCGUGAGAUUUUAAUGAAGAGGUCCUCUUCUUUUACAGGAAUUGCACCAAAACUGAGAUUUUCUACAAUCUCCCUUAUUGCAGAAAGUCUGUUAAGCUCAGGAAGGAGUCACAUACAGGCUGGUCUGAAUGGGGUGCAUCGUUCAACCCCAAAUGGAAAACUGCACACAAAGGUGCUGAAGAAAAACACUCUCUCACCCGAGAAAAGCAGGCACAGCUCGGCAUCAAAGAACUACGAGCAGCCCACAAUAGCUUCGAAAUCACGCUCUCCGUCCCCGUACACCAGAAGACGGAUGUGUGAGCUCUCAGAAGAAGCCAGGCAGCGCCUGGCCCAUUUAAACCUGGGUCCUCACGAGUUCAGAAGAGAAACCGAUAAACCUCCGUUCGUAGUUAGACGGGUUGAACAAAGAAGUCCUGGUGUUAAACUUCAUACCUGGUGUUCCAUGCGCGAAAGCGCAGCGGGAUCCUGGGCCAAGGCAGACCAUGAUCCUUCUCUUCUCGGCAGCUACAGACCCAAGAAAGCUGAAGUCACAUUAUCACCCCCAUCCCUCUGCCCCUCCCCACCUCCUUUGCCAUCCAGUGGGAAAGUAGAUUGUAGGAGCAGUCAUUGGAGAAUGCAGAAGAUAGCUGAGCUACAGGCAAAAUCUGCUCGUAGAAAAGACUUGGACGGUUGUGUUGUUUGCAAUGAGGAUGAGCUCUCAGGUCCACCCAACAGACAGUCCCAUUCUGCUGGUUCAUUAGAGCGUUCAGCACCUCCUGCAUUUCAGGAGCAUUCCCCGAGUUCUGUGCUGCAUCGGUCUUCUCUAAGGGAAAGGUUUAGCUCUGGUUGGCCUUCACCAGCAAAUGGAGAUGAGAUCCAUAAAAGAGUGAAAAAUAUUUUAAGGACACACAGUGCUAGGCAGCGCCUAAUAUUUGAUGAGAGUAACUCAUCAAAAGGAGACGUGACUAAGACAAGAGAAUCUUCACAUAAUGCACCCUUAUCCAUGAGUGAACUGCAGAGCAGUUCACCAGUGCAGCAGAACGCUCCUGUUCACUUGGAUAAUGGUGAAUACUGGUCCAGUCGUGCAGCUGUGUACAAAGACAAGCCUCACAGAGCGAUCUUUGAAGAGAGCCUCGGAAAAAUAUACAAAAACAUGUACCAAAAAGUUGCUGGCACUGUUUCAGACCAAAAAACACAUUCCUGAUAGCAACUCACCUGAAAAUGCACAGUACGCAGUGUUCACAUUUGUAACUAAACCUAUUUUUAUAUAAGAAUAUUUUUACUCUAUUUUUAAGGUGCCAUUAUGGUUGGGCAUAUGGUUGGAAAAAUGGGGUUUUGGCCUGUGUUGACAUUAACAUCCACCCCCCAAAACAAAGGAACAAAAAAUCAAGCCCCUCUAUGGUUAAGCAAGAUGGUAUUGUUCCUUUGAGACUAUGAAAACAGAGUCAUUUGAAGAUUAAUAGGUCUGCUGGACAUUCCUGUCUGACAUCAACUCAGGUUUCAGCUGCAGCCAGUUCUUAUUAAAUAACUAAAACUAUUUAGUAACAUAAACAGAAUUGAUUGAAGAAACAACCAAUGCUAGUGGUCAGAGAGGGGGUCUAAAGGGGAGGGUGAAUGUGAGUGGUGUUUUAAAAGCGACCCAUGUGGGACAAAGGGAAUUGUGUUCUAGAAGAUUGCCUUUGAAUUGUUUAUUUUGGAGAAGGGCAGAAACGCUGGUACUGUAGGACCUAAAGGCAUGUUUUUGAAGUGGUUUCAAGCACCUUUAGCAACAAAUAUUCUAAUACUGUGAAAUUUUAAAAGAAACCCACCCAGCCCAGCAGUCUUUGUAUCAGAUGAAAGGUCAUCUUCACACACCCUUUGCAUUUGAAAGUUUCCAGGUUGUCCUGAAUGCAGCCAUGACAUUUGCCAAUUUACCUGUAAUUUUAAAAAUUAUGAAUAACAAAGGAGUGUGCAGGGGGAAAGACUAGAGCUAGUGAGCAAGCUACUUGUGUUCUGUACAGGCCUUCUGAAAUUCCUGCAUCACAAUCCCACCUAAUUUGGAGCCUGUCCUUCCCAGUCUGCUGGGAUCCUGUUGGCAGAAAUCGCUUCGUUUUUGCUAAAGGCCACCAAAUGUUCAUCAGCAGUUCGAUGCUUUCCCUGGGGAUGGAACCUUUUCAGCCUUGCAUUGAGCAGAUCCCACAUUAGCAGACCAGGGCAAAUUGCCCAUCUCUUGAAAAGCAGAAUGUUUUAAAAGGGCAAGAGUGUCCAUCUCCCGCUUCCUUUCAGAAUGGGGGAAAAAACAAAUGCCUGUUCUGGCUCCUUCCCUGUCUGAGCGAACAGAUUCAGUUUCUCCGAUGCCAUUUUACCUGUUUGAUUGGAUAAAGGAUAAAGCUGGGAGUACAGAUGGCAGAACAUAUGACUGUAACCUGCCAGCAUGCCUAGAUAAACAAAAAGUUGGUCUACUCUGCCUUCCGUCCUUUAAUGCUGAGACAACAUAAUUGAUUUGAGAAAGCAGUUGGUGAGCAAUUAUGCUGGUGGGAAGGCACGUUGAAAGGCUGUGUGCUUCUGUUUCAGGAAAGGGGACUCUCAGAGGAAGUGUCUCACAUAUAGACAUUUCUAUUCCUUGUAACUGUUAAAGCAGUUGAAGUGGAUUAACACUGAUAACUUCCUGUCCCUGAUGCCAUCUAGCACAUUAGUGCUUUCAAAGGGCAUUAGUUGCACAGUCUUAUGCUGUGGAGAAGUGUGGAGUCAUUCUAUGAAGUGAAAAGUAAAACUUCCCCAAGCUGUGCCCCUGGUGGCCAUGGAGUGUUGUUCUACCAGUACCUGGUGUUCAUGGGCCUAUUCCUGUGAUCCCCUAUUGGUCCAUAAAGGAAUAGUUUUCUUGCUGUUCAGGAAAGGUAUAUUGAAAUGGAUCCUAAACAGGUAGGGCAGAUUCUGAGAGAUACUUUCCAAGCUUUUGGUUUAAAAGUAAUCUAUUAAAAUCUAAAGGUUGUUGCAGUUUCCUGUUUGUGUUUGAGCUGUAAUAUUCAGUGUUAGUCUUAUGGUAUCCUGCAGUUUGAUUCAAUAUUCUCUGUGUAUUCCCUUCCCAGUCUCACAGUCAAGUAGAAGUUACAGUCUUCUGAAGAUUGGCUGCUCCCCUUUGACCUAAUCUAGUUCUGUGACAUAGAAAACCUGUUCGAUUUUUCCUUCCCCAGUAAUCCAUCAGAUUUUAGUCCCUGUUUGUUUGAUGUGCAAGAAAACCUGAAUGCUGAAGCUUUGUUUUGGGGGUUUUUUUUGUAUGGAUGAGUAAGGACACAGGUUGCCAUGAAUUCGAGACAUAAGGAGGAGAUGAGGAAGGUUGGAGGCCACUGCGAAAAAGCAGAGUAGUGUUCUCAAGGGGUCCAUAGGAGAAUCUGGGGUGUAUCUGUUUAAUUCCCCUAACUAAAGAAAGGAAGCAUAUAGUAAUAUGUCAACUUUCGGUUUUCAUCAAAGAUGAAAACAUUUUCAGCAAAG
Molecule: messenger RNA, 3842 nt
Organism: Lepidothrix coronata (blue-crowned manakin)
Lineage: Eukaryota; Metazoa; Chordata; Aves; Passeriformes; Pipridae
Gene: SPATA6
Product: spermatogenesis associated 6
Exons: 14
Coding region: 28-1575 (515 amino acids)
Biological process (GO): spermatogenesis; motile cilium assembly
Molecular function (GO): myosin light chain binding
Source: RefSeq, a predicted model, not a curated record